AUGAGCCAAGUCCCUAGAAUCCUAGUUGUAGGAUGCGGCCCUGUGGGCACAAUGUGCUCUUACAGUCUGCAAAACUCUGGCCGCACGACUGUCACAGCCAUUCUCCGAUCCACCUACGAUGAUGUAAAAGCAAAUGGCUUCCGCAUUAAGAGCAUUGAUCACGGCGAAGUUGAUGGAUGGAGGCCGCAUAAUAUCUCGCGCACCUUAGAUGACGCACUUCAGUACGGACCAUUCGACUAUGUGGUUGUCGCCCUCAAAAAUCUGCCGGAUGUAUAUUCUAUUCCAGAUAUCAUCCGGCUAGCUGUCGCGUCUGAGAAGACUGCCAUAGUACUGGUCCAGAAUGGCAUUGAUAUCGAACAGCCUCUCAUCGAUGCGUUUCCCGAUAACGUUGUCAUCUCUGGCGUUCCACUGAUUGGCUGCGAGCAAAAUGGCCGCGAGAUCUUGCACAACGAUCCAGACAUCCUUCUCGUCGGAGGUUUUACUAAGAAUCCUGACAGAAUGGAUCAAGGCAAACUCAUGUGCUCCGAAUUCGCCGAACUAUAUACCGCUGGAGGUGCCAAGUGUGAGGUCAAGGAAAAUCUAACCUGGUUCAGGUGGCGGAAGCUCUGCUGGAAUGCUUCUUUCAAUGCGAUCUGCGCCCUUACGAAUUUGGAUUCCGGCCUUAUCCAGGACGCAGGAGCCCUUGAGACCCUGAUCAAGCCCGCAAUGGGCGAGGUCGCUGCCAUUGCGAGCGCAGCAGGCUACCAGCUACCAGAGGACAUCAAAGAGCAAAUGGUCGCCUUCACGCCCAGGGAGCUUUACUUGAAGCCGAGCAUGCAGGUGGACGCAAUUAGGCAGAGGCCAAUGGAGAUUGAAGUUAUUUUGGGGAAUGCAUUGCGAAUAGCAGAGAAGGUAGGCGUCGAUGCGAGACUGCUGGGGACAUUAUAUCAACUACUUAAGGCCAAGCAACAGGCGUUGCUUUCUGUCAAAUAG
This is a messenger RNA of Clonostachys byssicola, 972 nucleotides long. NCBI's taxonomy places the organism in Eukaryota, Fungi, Ascomycota, Sordariomycetes, Hypocreales, Bionectriaceae. The record is from the annotation of a GenBank genome assembly.